AUGCAGGUUGAGGGCCCAAAAUCCCCAGAAGAAAUGCUUACGAUAUUGCAAAGAGUGCUUGAAGAAAGUGCUCCUGUCCUUGUUUCAGCUAGGCUUGACGCUGAGGAACGAAGAAACAAUAUACGUUUGAGGGAGGAGCAAGAUGCUGCUUAUCGAGCAGCACUCGAAGCUGAUCAGGCUAGGGAACGCCAGAGGAAAGAAGAGCAAGAACGGCUGGAAAGGGAAGCUGCUGAAGCUGAGAGGAAGCUAAAGGAGGAAGAAGAGGCUCGUGAACGAGCAGCACGUGAAGCCGCUGAGAAAGAAGCUGCAUUGGUUAGAAUGCGCCAAGAGAAAGCCCUCUCACUUGGCACUGAACCUGAAAAAGGACCUGAUGUUACUCAAGUUUUGGUGCGGUUCCCAAGUGGAGAGCGAAAAGGGAGGAGGUUUCAUUGUACUGUGACAAUACAAUCUCUAUAUGACUAUGUUGAUUCUUUGGGUUCCUUAGAAGUUGAGAGUUACAGCCUUGUUUCCAACUUCCCUCGGGUUGUAUAUGGCACAGAGAAGCUCUCUUGGUCCCUGAAAAAAGCAGGGUUACAUCCUCAGGCCAGCCUUUUUGUGGAACUGAACUCCUGA
Ilex paraguariensis (yerba mate) is the source of this 612-nucleotide messenger RNA. NCBI's taxonomy places the organism in Eukaryota, Viridiplantae, Streptophyta, Magnoliopsida, Aquifoliales, Aquifoliaceae. The record is from the annotation of a GenBank genome assembly.